Molecule: messenger RNA, 951 nt
Organism: Hibiscus syriacus
Lineage: Eukaryota; Viridiplantae; Streptophyta; Magnoliopsida; Malvales; Malvaceae
Exons: 4
Coding region: 140-937 (265 amino acids)
Source: RefSeq, a predicted model, not a curated record
UCUCUCUACUUUUUUCUUUUCUUCUAUGGUGAAAAUCCCAUUGUGAUUCGCCUUCUUUUUCUCAUCUCUUUUUUGUUUUGUUGUUGAAAACAAUGGACAGAGCUGUAACAAUAUUACUGCCACUGAUGAAGAUGAGAUCAUGGUCGCUAAUAUCAUGUUAGGGCUCUCCCAAUCCCAGCCACGCCGCCCCUUUGCCUUCACUUGGGGCUCCAAGGGCAAGAGAUAUACUUCUUCGAAAUCAAGGUUCGCCUCCGCAUCUAUGCCUACUCUGAAACCUUCGCAGCCGCCACCACCACCACUACUACCCUCUAAAGUCGACGGUUCUACUUAUGCGACUGUGGUACCGUUGGAAAAGGCCUUGACUUCCAGUCCCGCUACCCCUCUUUCCUUCCCCACCAGUGAAUCUGAUGAGAAACCACCGGCGCCACCUAAGAGAAAGCCCCAUGCCAAUAUUCUUAAAAAGAAGAAAGAACAAUUGUUAGAGAUUAUAGAAGGUUUUACUCGGCGCAAUGAAUUGCUUAGAAAGGAAAUAGAGAAUAAGAAGCGGUUUUACGAUCAACAGAAAUCCGAAAACAUGGAGUUGAAAGCAAAGAAACUAAAGAUUUCCAUGGAGACCGGAAACACCAACAGUCGUGAAAAUCUCCAUCAACAACCGUUGAUGAUGGAAAUGGACAAGAAUCCCGAAUACCCGAUUGGUGGAAUGAUAUGCUGCUGGGUACCUUCAAACAUUGGGGGAAUAAGCAAGCUAAAUGAUAAUGUGGGGCCACUGGGUGUCAUCGAUCUCAACGUGUCGCCAGAGGAAGCCUUUGGCUCUUGCACCUCAUUUACUAUGGAAACAGCAACAAAGGCUAGAGCUGCCCAAGCCAGGCUUAAAAGGAAACAAAUUUGCAGGUCUAAGAAUUAUAAUUCUGCAUGUAAAGCUCGUCAUCCUUUGUAGAUGAUUAAAUUAUU